This is a messenger RNA of Pecten maximus, 758 nucleotides long. Its product is annotated as mammalian ependymin-related protein 1-like. Gene Ontology annotation, molecular function: calcium ion binding. Gene Ontology annotation, biological process: cell-matrix adhesion. Gene Ontology annotation, cellular component: lysosome; extracellular region. The transcript is spliced from 6 exons. The record is from RefSeq and is a predicted model, not a curated record. The coding region runs from base 57 to 653 and encodes 198 amino acids. NCBI's taxonomy places the organism in Eukaryota, Metazoa, Mollusca, Bivalvia, Pectinida, Pectinidae.
AAUUCUCGCGGAGUAAUUCGGUGAUGUACUUACGAUAGUAUUCAUUUACAAGAAAGAUGCGGACAUUAUUUGUGGUAGCGUGGAUCAACAGUUUAUUUGUUUUUUAUGUGUAUGGAAGAUCUAAGGAUCCGCUUCCGUGUCGUUCCCCAGGACAAUGGGAGGCACAAGUUUACAUGCAAAACGUUAUGCUGAGAUAUACAGAGUGGCGUAAUCUUAGUUACGAUGCAGUCAACCAGAGGGAGUACCGGUCAGCGGAAGUGGAUGUAGCGGCUGAGCAUGAGCACAUCGAUACACUUAUUCUCUGGAAAGAGAAGAAAAUGUAUGAGGUGAACAAGUUUCUGAAUACGUGUACAAUCACAAACCUGAGCGGAGCUUUUAGACCCCGGGGGGUUCCGGCGUCCAACACUACUUACGAGGAAGGUUACGCAAUUGGAGGUCAGGGGAUUCCCGGAGAGUACAUGACAGUCUAUAAUUUCUACACAGAACUCCCAGACGGUCACCUGACCAGUCUCGUGUCCCAUCCAAGCUGCUUCCCUAUCUGGGACUACCACUAUACGACCGACCAGGGGAUCCAACACACCAUAUACCAGGGAGUGACUGUUGGAAUAACCGAUCCGAGUGUGUUUGAUGUCCCAAAACUGUGCCUCAAAUAGAUAUCUUAACAAACAGCUAGAUGUGUUUACUUUUAACAAAAUUAACGUUUACACGUGAAAUAUACUAUAUUUUCUAUUUUAAUUUGUAAUAAAAUAUAUAAGUUG